AUGAAGCGUAAUCUGGUCGUUCUCGGUGGGAAUGGAUUCCUGGGUAAAAGGAUAUGUCAGCUAGCAUUACAUUCCGGAAAGUUUUCUAAUAUUACUUCUCUUUCUAGAAGUGGUAUCCCUCCUGCUAAUGAUGAACCCUGGAUGGACUCAAUUAAUUGGGAGAGAUGUGAUGUUCUUGACCCAGCAACCUACGUAGACCACUUGAAAGAAGCUACUGACGUAGUGCACUCAAUUGGUAUUUUGUUGGAAAACCCAGAUUAUAAAGCUAACCUUCGUAAGGGACCUUUAAGCCUAGCGUCUAAUCUAUUCAAUAUGGUGCUUCCACUCAAUAAAAAUCCGCUGAAGACAGAUCCUAAGUUUACCUAUGAUGCAAUUAAUCGUUAUAGUGCCUCUCUAUUAGCAGAGACUUUUGCUGAAAUGGUUGAUGCCAGUGGGGAAAGGCGCCCUACAAUAACGUACAUUUCUGCUGAUAAAGGAUUUCCUCUAAUCCCAUCAGGAUAUAUAAAUUCCAAGCGUGCUGCUGAAGUUGAAAUAAUGAGACAGGAGUCCAAGAUUAGACCAAUUUUACUUCGUCCAGGGUUUAUGUUUGAUGAAUCGCGCAACGCCGAAGCUGGAAGAGCAGUUAUUAAGAGCUUUUUAGAUAUUUUGAAUUGUGGUAACCAGUUGAUACUUCGAAAGAAUAUCAGCUUUGUUAACGAUCUGAUUAGGCCUGUAGUUUCUACUCAACAGGUAUCCAGAGCACUAUUACAUUUUUUAGAAGAUGAAAACCAUGCUGGCGUUGUUAGCCUAGAAUCUAUCCUUGAGGUUAAAGCAUAG
This is a messenger RNA of Eremothecium sinecaudum, 816 nucleotides long. It is a transcript of the gene COQ11, whose product is annotated as ubiquinone biosynthesis protein COQ11. Lineage: Eukaryota; Fungi; Ascomycota; Saccharomycetes; Saccharomycetales; Saccharomycetaceae. The record is from RefSeq and is a predicted model, not a curated record. Gene Ontology annotation, molecular function: protein-containing complex binding. The coding region runs from base 1 to 816 and encodes 271 amino acids. The transcript has a single exon. Gene Ontology annotation, cellular component: mitochondrion.